CUCUCUAUUUGAAAAAAAAAAAAAAAAGUAAUCAAGAUGAGGAAAAAUAAGCAAGAUGAACUGUGGGACGAUUCUGCCCUGAUUAACGCCUUCAAUGAUGCCAUCUCCAAGUACAAGAAAAUGCAUAUUCAAGGAAGCCAAGUCAGCUCAGCUGAUGGUCAAGAACAUGCUGGAAGGGUUGAUGAGAUAAGUGAUGACAACAAGGUUCCAUCAAACAGCGCUGCUGAAACAGAAGAAAAUGGUAAUGUGCCAACUGUCAAAGAAUCAUCUUUUUUGGAAUCAGAAGCUCCUGAAGACCAUGUAGUUUCAUCUACUGGGCAAGACAUCCAUCAAGAGCCUGAGGGUUAUCUAAACUUGCAGACUACUGAACACUACAAUCAGUUGGUAAACAAAUAUUAUGAGCUUGAGGAUCAGAGGCAAAAGAUUCUGCAGCAACUUAACGAGUUUGGUUAUUGGAAUUAUGAUUCUGGUUUAACUGCUUCCGUGUCUCAAGAGCCUGAAACCUCUACUUCCCAAGCUUAUCCAACAGUUCCAAGUUCUUUCUGUCCUUAUGGGUGUCAAAGUUGGGUAGCUCCAUGCACUUCAGUACCUUGUUAUUUCUCUGGUGGAGCUUGUGCUGGAAACUCUUGCAAUGCUUCUGCAAAAGGUGCUACUACUAAAAACUUAACAUCUCCAGGAGAAACUGAUUUUGUUAAAACAGCAGUGUUUGCUGCAGAACAAGCACUGUCUUCCUUGAAGGAACAAGCUUGCACUAAUUGUGAUGCUUCUGUAAAUGAAGGGAAAGAGAAACAGUCACAGAAAAAUUUCUGUCAUUUAGAGAAAAGUACCAGUUCGGAAACAGAUCUUACUGUUGUUUUGAAUGCUUGGUAUUCUGCUGGUUUCUACACUGGCAAGUAAGUAUGGAAGAGUCUCCUGUUUCGAUACCUUAAAUUA
This is a messenger RNA of Coffea eugenioides, 933 nucleotides long. RefSeq lists its product as uncharacterized. The record is from RefSeq and is a predicted model, not a curated record. The coding region runs from base 37 to 897 and encodes 286 amino acids. The transcript is spliced from 4 exons. Lineage: Eukaryota; Viridiplantae; Streptophyta; Magnoliopsida; Gentianales; Rubiaceae.